AUGAGGAGAAUUCUGGGAGAGGACGACACCGGUGUCAGCAGCAUGAAGCUGAAUUUCAGUGGUCUCAGGGCCCUGGUGACAGGGGCGGGGAAAGGGAUUGGGCGUGGCACUGUGAAAGCCCUGCAUGCCUCAGGAGCCAAAGUGGUGGCCGUGACACGCACCAAUGCAGACCUGGUCAGCCUCACCAAAGAGGUGAGGCACACAGCCCUGCCAUGGCCGGGACCUCAGGGGUACAUCAGAAGCUGGCUGGGACAAAGCCUCACUCAGGCCACCAAACAAUGUCUCUCACAGUGUCCGGGGAUAGAGCCUGUGUGCGUGGACCUGGGUGACUGGGAGGCCACCGAGAAGGCACUGCGCAAUAUUGGCCCCGUGGACCUGCUGGUGAACAAUGCAGGGGUGGCCCUGGUGCAGCCUUUCAUAGAGUCUACCAAGGAGGUGUUUGACAGGUCCUUCAAUGUGAAUGUGCGCUCUGUGUUGCAAGUGUCCCAGGUGGUAGCCAAGGGCAUGAUUAGCCGUGGAGUGGCAGGAUCCAUUGUCAAUAUCUCCAGCAUGGUGGCCUAUGUCACCUUCCCUGGCCUGACCACAUACAGCUCCACAAAAGGUGCACUAACCAUGCUGACCAAAGCCAUGGCCAUGGAACUGGGGCCACACAAGAUCCGGGUGAACUCUGUAAACCCUACUGUGGUGCUGACUGACAUGGGCAAGAAAGUCUCUGCAGACCCGAACUUUGCCAAGAAGCUCAAGGAGCGCCACCCACUGAGGAAGUUUGCAGAGGUGGAGGACGUUGUCAACAGCAUCCUUUUCCUGCUCAGCGACAGCAGCGCCUCGACCACUGGCUCCAGCAUCCUGGUGGACGCUGGUUACCUGGCCUCCUAGACCGCCAGACGCAGUGGACCCCUGGAGGCCUCCCUGG
Messenger RNA from Cricetulus griseus (Chinese hamster), 913 nucleotides. Lineage: Eukaryota; Metazoa; Chordata; Mammalia; Rodentia; Cricetidae. The record is from RefSeq and is a predicted model, not a curated record.